UGGACAGGUGCCUAAAUGGACAGUCAAGCAUUUCAAACAAGUUUGAUGAAGAGGAAAUAAAUAACAGUGAUGUCACAGAAGCUGACUGGGCUGGGGCCGUGUCAGCCUGCUGCGGUUCCCAGGCACCCAGGCUCAGCCCACCCCUGACUUUGGGGGCCAGGAGACAGCCAUGAUGCUCAACUGGAAGCUUCUGGGGAUCCUGGUCCUCUGCCUGUACACUGGAGGCAUCUCAGGCAGUGGAGACCAGCUGUCUUCCCCACCCACAGAGGCUGGACAGGAGGAGGGCUCCCCAGCUUUGCCUCAGGGCGCACCAAUCCCUGGUCACCCCUGGCCAGGGGCUCCCCCUAUUUUUGAGGACCCCCCACCUCCAAGCCCCAAUCGUCCCUGGAGAGAUGUGCCUGAAUCUGGAGUCUGGCCACCUGAGCCUCCUAGAACUGAUCCUCCUCAACCUCCCCGGCCUGAUGACCCCUGGCCAGCAGGACCCCAGCCUCCAGAAAACCCCUGGCCACCUGCCCCUGAGGUGGACCACAGGCCUCAGGAGGAGCCAGACCUUGAUCCACCCCAGGAAGAGUACAGAUAACUGAUCUCCCAGACGCCCCCACCCAAGCCCAUCUCUACUUUCUGAUUCCCCUGAAUUCUCCCCAAAUUUAUCCUAACUCUGUAAUUCCCUUUCUCACUCCCUCAAUUGCAUUCUCAGCCCUGAAGAUGAGUCCUCAAUAUUUUCUGUCCCCUCCUGAGAUCCAUAUUUAGCUCCCACAUUUCCCCCCUUUUUUCUCUGACAGCACAGGCAUAUCCCCUACCUCAGGCCGGGCUCUCCCCCUUUCCUCCACCUCCUGCCCACUGGGGGCUCCCGGUUCCUCUGGCCUCUCAUGUUCUCUGCUGCCACCUGGUGGCUAACAGCUGGCAGCUAUCAGGGGGCAAUGAUGCUUCCAUGAAAUGGAAAAAUAAA
Molecule: messenger RNA, 949 nt
Organism: Molossus molossus (Pallas's mastiff bat)
Lineage: Eukaryota; Metazoa; Chordata; Mammalia; Chiroptera; Molossidae
Gene: PSORS1C2
Product: psoriasis susceptibility 1 candidate 2
Exons: 3
Coding region: 170-580 (136 amino acids)
Source: RefSeq, a predicted model, not a curated record